AUGAAGCAGAGGUUUUCGUCUCUCGAUGUCAAGGUCAUUGCGCAUGAGCUCCAAGGGAGCUUGGUGACUCUGCGACUCUCGAAUGUCUACGACCUCUCCUCCAAGAUCCUGCUCCUAAAAUUCGCCAAACCGGAUAACAAGCAGCAACUUCUCAUCGACAAUGGAUUUCGCUGCCACUUGACCGACUUUGCCCGAACGACUGCGGCGGCACCGUCUGCCUUUGUAGCCCGGCUACGGAAAUAUCUCAAGACCAGGAGGUUGACGUCCGUUGCGCAAGUAGGGACCGACAGAAUCCUCGAGUUCCAGUUUAGCGAUGGCCAAUAUCGCAUGUUUCUCGAAUUCUUUGCCAGUGGAAAUAUUAUUCUCACCGAUGCCGACUUGAAGAUAUUGGCCAUUUCUCGCAAUGUCAGCGAGGGAGAGGGGCAGGAGCCACAAGGGGUUGGUCUCCAGUAUUCCCUGGAGAAUAGGCAGAACUUUGGUGGAAUUCCGGCCUUGACAAAAGAAAGGAUAAGGAAUGCCCUUAAUACUGCCGCCGACAAGGCCGAAGCGAGCACAGUGGCCGCUACUUUCUCCGGCAAGAAAGCCAAAGGCAAAGCUGGUGGCGAUCUGCGAAAAGCGUUGGCAGUUUCUAUAACAGAGCUGCCCCCUGCCCUGGUUGAGAAUAUUCUUCAGGCAAAUAACUUUGAUGUCUCUGCUAAGCCGGCCGAUGUGGUUGAUAAUGAGCUGCUCCUGGACGAAUUGGUCAAACACUUGUCUGAGGCUCGUGAUAUUGUUGAAAACAUUAUCGCAUCUACAACUUGCAAGGGUUACAUUUUUGCAAAGAAGAAGGCCACCCUCUCGAGCGGAACGGACGAGACAGACGAAACCCCUAAGCAUGAGGGAUUGCUCUAUGAAGACUUUCAUCCAUUUGUCCCGCAAAAGUUCAAGAGUGACCCGUCUAUUCAAGUAUUAGAAUUUGAAGGGUAUAAUCGAACGGUUGAUAAAUUCUUUUCAUCUCUAGAGGGCCAGAAGCUGGAAUCUCGUCUUGUUGGGAGAGAAGAAGCUGCCAGGAAGAAGCUUGAAGCAGCCCGGCACGAACAGUCCAAGCGAAUCGAAGGUUUACAGGAUGCACAGGCGAUGAAUUUCCGCAAAGCAGCUGCAAUUGAAGCCAAUGUGGAGCGUGUGCAGGAAGCCAUGGAUGCGGUAAAUGGCCUUCUCGCCCAAGGCAUGGAUUGGGUUGAUAUUGGAAAGCUCAUUGAGCGAGAGAAGAAACGGCAGAAUCCAGUUGCUGAGACCAUCAGCCUUCCCCUGAAACUAGCGGAAAACACUAUUACACUCUUCCUCGCAGAAGAAGAGUUUGAUGAAGACGAGGCGGAAGAAGAUAAUCCUUUCGAAACGGACGACAGUGAUUCUGAAGCAGAGGCGAGUGAAGUUGCCCAAGCUAAAGAUAAAAAAAGCGACAAGCUACUCACCGUCGACAUCGCUCUCAACAUAAGCCCCUGGAGCACCGCAAGAGAUUACUACGAAGAGCGAAGGUCUGCUGCCAUGAAGGAGGAAAAAACUCAACUUCAAGCGAACAAGGCCCUGAAGAGCACCGAGCAAAAAAUCUCAGAAGAUCUGAAGAAGGGAUUAAAGCAGGAGAAGGCCCUGUUACAGCCCAUUCGCAAGCAGAUGUGGUUUGAGAAAUUCAUUUGGUUCAUUUCCUCGGAUGGGUACUUGGUCCUUGGAGGAAAAGACCCUCAGCAGACUGAAAUCCUGUACAGAAGGUAUUUGCGCAAGGGAGACAUUUACUGUCACGCCGAUAUCCGUGGCGCUGCGCAUAUUGUGAUUAAAAAUAACCCAAAUACGCCAGAUGCCCCUAUUCCUCCGGCAACUCUGUCACAGGCAGGUUCACUGUCGGUAUGCACCUCGGAUGCCUGGGAUUCCAAGGCGGGCAUGGGCGGAUGGUGGGUGAAUGCGGACCAAGUAUCUAAGUCGACCCCGACGGGUGACAUUCUACCUGCUGGGAGCUUCACAAUUCAGGGAAAGAAGAACUAUCUUCCUCCGACACAACUUUUGCUUGGUUUGGGGUUUACGUUCAAGAUUAGCGAGCAAAGCAAAAGCAAGCAUCUGAAACACCGGGUACACGACGAGCGCUCUUCAUUGGAAACAACCGAGACUGCGACGACAGGCGAAGAUGAGUUGCAAGCCGUUGAAGAAAACGAUGAUUCAGAUGAUUCGGGGGCCGAAUCCGAAGAGAAUCAGCCUGGUGAGGACAAACGAGCCAACCCCCUACAAGGCUCUGGCGACGAGGAUGAGGCCACAGUCGACACAGCAGACAAGUUGUCAGCUGUGAGGAUCAGUGACGAGCCUGAGAACGAUGAAGCUGAGCCAUUGACCACGGAUGCAUCCAAAGAGGAGCUAAGAGAGGGAGAAAAAGAGGCAGAUACGAUUGAAGAAGAGGAUGACAUCGAGGAAGACGAGGUGACACCUUCCGAACAGGCCACCGAGAUCUCUGAGGCCCCUACCAAAGCUUCUGAUAUUGCUUCAUAUACAACGGGAGCCUCGGCUGCCACAAAGAAAAGAGGCCAGAAACGUGGACAAAAGGGAAAAGCGAAAAAGAUGGCUCAGAAAUACAAGGACCAGGACGAAGAGGACCGCGCCACAGCAGAAGCACUGAUAGGAGCAACGAUAGGACGACAGCGGGCCGAAGCAGAAGCUGCCGCGAAAGCCCAGCGCCAGGCCGAACUGGAAGCCCAAAAGGAGCGCCGGCGGGCCCAGCACGAGCGGAAACAGAAGGAGGUUGCGGAGCAAGAGGAGAUUCGCCGCGCCAUGAUGAACGAGGGCCUGGACGCUGGGGAGCCAGACGAGGCAGAGAAGGCGACGAACCUGGACGCGUUGGUUGGCACGCCGCUGGCUGGAGACGAGAUUCUGGAAGUCCUUCCCGUUUGCGCGCCGUGGAGCGCCCUGGUUCGAUACAAGUACAAGGUCAAGAUGCAGCCGGGCUCCGUGAAGAAGGGCAAGGCGAUCAAGGAGGUGCUGGAGCGGCUGAAGACGGACUCUGCCAGAAAGGGAGUCAUUGACGAGGCGGCGAGGGAUUCGGAGAAGAUGUGGCCCAGGGAGGUUGAGCUCAUCAAGGGACUCAAGCCGGAGGAGAUUGCCAACAGUGUGCCGGUUGGCAAGCUGAGAGUCAUGAUGGCCGGAGCCAGCGGAGGAAGUGGUUCUGGCGGCGGCGGCGGCGGGAAGGGUAAAAGUGGUGGGAAGAGUCAAGGAAAGGGGGGCAAAGGGGGUAAAGGAUCAAAGAAGUAG
Messenger RNA from Trichoderma aggressivum f. europaeum, 3267 nucleotides. RefSeq lists its product as uncharacterized. Gene Ontology annotation, molecular function: ribosomal large subunit binding; tRNA binding. Gene Ontology annotation, cellular component: RQC complex. The transcript is spliced from 3 exons. NCBI's taxonomy places the organism in Eukaryota, Fungi, Ascomycota, Sordariomycetes, Hypocreales, Hypocreaceae. The coding region runs from base 1 to 3267 and encodes 1088 amino acids. The record is from RefSeq and is a predicted model, not a curated record. Gene Ontology annotation, biological process: ribosome-associated ubiquitin-dependent protein catabolic process; rescue of stalled cytosolic ribosome.